UACAAAUUCGUUGAUUUAAUAUUAACUUUUUUAAGUUUGUUUGAAUAGAUUUGUGUGUGUUGAUUAAAUUUCAAAAUUUGCUAAGCCAUGCCUCGUGGAGGAAAACGCAGUCAAAAGGGCAGAGCCCGUCAAUUUACAAGUGUGGAUGAACUAGAAUCACAGCGAAAACAGGAGCAAAAUUGGAGGAAGAAACAAGAUUCCUCGUCCGAUGAAGAUACUUCUGAAGAAGAAGAAAAAUCUGACAUAAACAACCCAAACCGAGUUAUAAAUAAAACGAAAAAAGCAUCACAGUUAGAUGAAAUUGUUACCACGCCUACCACUGAUUUAUCACGAAGAGAAAAAGAACAAAUUGCAAAACAGGAGGCGCAAAGAAGAUACCAACAACUUCAUGCCCAAGGUAAAACAGAUGAAGCAAGAGCAGAUCUUGCUCGGCUUGCCAUUAUUCGUAAACAAAGAGAGGAAGCGGCUCAAAAAAGAGAAGCUGAGAAAAAGGCAAAAGAAGAGAGACUUCAUGCAUCAAAGGAAGCAAGUUUAAAUGCAAUAAAAGGAAAAACUGGGAAAAGAAAGUAAACAUUGUUUUAACCUGGUUUCGAUUUUUAUCACUACAUUUGUGUUUCACUAUGCUAAUUUAUAUGUUGUGUUGAUACGAACUUGAACUGCUCAGUUAAGUUGCUGCAUGGUUGGUUGAGGAAUCAAGUCAAUUCGCAAUGCACAAGAUAUUAUGCUGCUUUUUAAUGGUUUAGUUGUAUAAUGGGGAUAUCUUAAACUGCAGAAGAUUUAAAUUUAAAACGAAACCUAUGUUUUUUGGUGAUUAGGUCUUGUUUAAUUUUUUUUUUGGUUUGUGUGUUAACAGUUGUUUUAUUGGGUUUGGAAAAGAUAUAUUUCCGUUGGGACAUUUCGAUAUGUUGUACUUUUGUAGCGUGUUUGGUGAUGGAAAAAAGAAACACAACAUUUUCAAUUUUUUGGUCGAAGUUUUAAUUCUUUAAUAAUGUUGAAACUGUUACAGUAAAUUACAAUUUAAUAUUAAAUCGAUUCCAGA
Molecule: messenger RNA, 1039 nt
Organism: Ciona intestinalis (vase tunicate)
Lineage: Eukaryota; Metazoa; Chordata; Ascidiacea; Phlebobranchia; Cionidae
Source: RefSeq, a predicted model, not a curated record